ACUGGGACUCAAAGGUUGAGAUGAGACAAUGAUUUAUCAUAAAAAAAUAACUCAGCUGCGAAGCUAUUAAUAAUCUCCACGUGUGUGAUCGAUAAGGACUUAUCUCAGUAAUAGUUACCAUUAUAUGUAUCUACAUGCCACUUCGUAAUGGUCGCAAUUUCCUCCCCCGUUGUGAAAUUGCUCCGUGCCGGUCGCCUUGGGUACUUGCCGGCUCUCCGCCUUCAAAAGUUGGUCCGGUCGUCUAUCCUUGAAGAAGGAGGCAGCCCCACUGGUCACACCCUCAUUCUAGUCGAGCAUGAGCCAGUGUAUACUCUCGGCUUGCGAGAAAAUCCCGACCCCGACGAGACCUCCAAAUUGAUAUCCACGGGGGCGGAAGUAGUUCAUUCUGAUCGCGGCGGUCUGACCACGUUUCACGGUCCCGGUCAACUCGUCGCAUAUCCAAUCUUCCACCUUGGCUCGUUUCGAAAACUUCCGCUGAGAAGUUAUAUCGCCAAGUUGGAGUUGGUCGCGGUGCAGACGUGUCGCCUGCUCGGGGUGCUGGCGCAGCUUAGCGGUAAAGACGUGUCGCACACGGGGGCUUGGGCAAACGACGCAAAAAUCUGUGCUAUUGGCGUCCACUGUAAGCGACACGUCACCACGCACGGACUCGCUCUCAAUUGCAAUGUAGACUUGGCCUGGUUUCAACACAUUGUUCCUUGCGGAAUCAAAGAUAAAGGGGUCACCUCACUCUCGCAUGAAUUAAAUGAAGACUGUUCCCCACAAGAUGCUGAAUCCUCCUUGAUAUCAAGUUUCCAAAAUAUUUUUUCGUGUAAAAUACAACAAAUGGGAGAUGAUGAGGUGAAAAAAUUAGUCAAUAAAGCCAUGUCUCCUUCCACAUACAACAUGUAAUAGUUUCACAAUC
Folsomia candida is the source of this 901-nucleotide messenger RNA. RefSeq names its product putative lipoyltransferase 2, mitochondrial (gene Lipt2). The transcript has 3 exons. The record is from RefSeq and is a predicted model, not a curated record. Lineage: Eukaryota; Metazoa; Arthropoda; Collembola; Entomobryomorpha; Isotomidae. Gene Ontology annotation, cellular component: mitochondrion. Bases 148 to 888 code for a protein of 246 amino acids. Gene Ontology annotation, molecular function: lipoyl(octanoyl) transferase activity. Gene Ontology annotation, biological process: protein lipoylation.